Telopea speciosissima is the source of this 2197-nucleotide messenger RNA. Its product is annotated as probable metal-nicotianamine transporter YSL7. The transcript is spliced from 6 exons. Gene Ontology annotation, molecular function: oligopeptide transmembrane transporter activity. Lineage: Eukaryota; Viridiplantae; Streptophyta; Magnoliopsida; Proteales; Proteaceae. The record is from RefSeq and is a predicted model, not a curated record. Bases 45 to 2102 code for a protein of 685 amino acids. Gene Ontology annotation, cellular component: membrane.
UCCAGAGAUCCAAAGCUUCAAAACCCAGAUCCACAAUUCUAUCGAUGGAAAGGAUCGAGAACCAACAAGAGCAUCGGAAGAGGAAUAAUGUGGAGGAAAUAGAGACCAUUUCAACCGAACGGAUAUUCGAUACCAAGGCGGCUCCGCAAUGGAAGAAGCAGCUGACCUUCAGGGCUUUCAUGGUGAGCUUCGUUCUAAGUGUUCUGUUGAGCUUCAUCGUCAUGAAGCUCAACCUCACCACUGGGAUCAUACCUUCUCUCAACGUCUCUGCUGGACUUCUUGGGUUCUUCUUCGUCAAGACAUGGACCAAGCUCUUACAGAAAUCUGGGUUGCUCAAGCAGGAUUUUACCAGGCAAGAGAAUACUGUCAUUCAGACUUGUGUCGUUGCUUCCUCCGGCAUUGCCUUUAGCGGAGGUUUUGGGAGUUACCUCUUUGCAAUGAGCGAGGGUAUUGCUAAACAAUCAACAGAAGCUAACAAGGAACAAAACAUUAAGAACCCUUCUCUUGGAUGGAUGAUUGGAUUUCUCUUUCUUGUUAGCUUCAUUGGGCUCUUCUCUGUGGUUCCACUUCGGAAGAUAAUGAUCAUAGACUUUAAACUGGUCUAUCCGAGUGGAACUGCUACUGCACAUCUCAUCAACAGCUUCCACACUCCACAAGGAGCAAAAUUAGCUAAGAAACAAGUCAAGGCAUUGGGCAAGUUCUUCUCAUUCAGUUUCUUGUCGGCAUUCUUCCAAUGGUUCUUCACUGCAGGGGAUAAUUGUGGAUUCUCUAACUUCCCUACAUUCGGUAUCAAAGCAUUUGAGAAAAGGUUUUACUUCGAUUUUUCUGCUACAUAUGUAGGGGUUGGGAUGAUCUGCCCUUACAUCAUAAACAUAUCUUUGCUAGUUGGGGCGAUUCUGUCAUGGGGUAUCAUGUGGCCUCUCAUUGAAACUAAAAAGGGUCAUUGGUAUCCUGAAGAUCUGAGCUCUGCCAGCCUCCAUGGCUUACAAGGUUACAAGAUUUUCAUUUCAAUCGCCAUGAUCCUGGGAGAUGGUCUCUAUAACUUUGUGAAGGUCCUCAGUCGAACUCUCUUUGGUUUGUUUCAACAACUCUAUGGUAACAAAACUGGAGAUCUCCCCAUUACCGGUCGCUCUGCUCCUACGAACCAACCUGUCCCCUAUGAUCAUCAUCGGCGAACACAACUCUUCCUCAAAGAUCAAAUACCAACCUGGGUUGCAAUAGGAGGCUACGGUACCAUAGCUGUCAUCUCCAUCAUCACGCUACCUAACAUUUUUCACCAACUCAGAUGGUAUCAUGUCUUGGUCAUCUACAUAUUUGCACCGACCCUAGCCUUCUGUAAUGCAUAUGGCUGUGGACUCACUGAUUGGUCCAUGGCCUCAACAUACGGUAAGCUUGCCAUCUUUACCAUUGGUGCAUGGGCAAGGACCUCUAAUGGUGGAGUUCUCGCAGGUCUUGCAGCAUGUGGAGUCAUGAUGAACAUUGUCUCCACAGCCUCUGACCUCAUGCAGGAUUUCAAGACUGGGUACCUAACACUAACUUCACCUCGUUCCAUGUUUGUGAGCCAAGUUAUUGGGACUGCAAUGGGUUGUGCUAUCUCCCCUUGUGUUUUUUGGCUCUUCUACAAGGCCUUCCCUGAUUUUGGUGUCCCAGGGUCUGAAUACCCUGCCCCUUAUGCUCUUGUCUACCGUAACAUGGCAAUAUUGGGGGUCGAGGGGUUCUCAACUCUACCAAAGCACUGUCUUCAACUUUGCUACACCUUUUUUGCUGCAGCCAUUCUUGUGAACUCGAUCAGAGAUGCUGUAGGAAAAAAAUGGGCAAAAUAUAUUCCUCUCCCAAUGGCCAUGGCUCUACCAUUCUACCUCGGAGGCUACUUUGCGAUUGACAUGUGUGUUGGGAGUUUUAUACUAUUUGUGUGGCGAAAGGUUAAUAAAGACAAAGCAGAAGCAUUUGGGCCUGCAGUAGCUUCCGGUUUGAUUUGUGGGGAAGGGAUAUGGACUUUGCCCAGCUCAAUACUUGCAUUGGCUGGGGUGCAACCACCCAUCUGCAUGAAGUUUCUCACAAGGAAAACAAAUGCCAGAGUCGAUAACUUGCUAGGCUCUUAAGCCGAGCCUCAGUUUAAUUAUGUUCUAGCCAUAUGUGAAAUAUCCAUGUAUUUUUUAAACACUGCAUGUAUUUAAAAAAUAGUCAAGUUCCAUUA